AUCGGCUGGUAACUUGUCCUUGCAUUGGGCUUUUUCCUUGCGGUUGUUCCCUCCAGCGCCCCUCUCAGCAUGGCUGCUUGGGAGUCAGUCCUCCUCAGCCCAGGUGUAGCUGCCUUGCUCUUGGUGCUGUUUUUACUAGCUACCUUCUGGAUUUUGAGCAGCCCCGGCAAGUCCUCUCCGUGUCUGCCUCCCGGUCCGGUCCCGCUCCCAUUUAUUGGCAAUUUGCAUUUGAUUGAUCUUAAAAGACAAGACAGCUCAUUCAUGAAGCUUUCUGAAAAAUAUGGCCCCGUCUUCACGGUCCAUUUCGGCCUGCAGAAGGCUGUGGUGCUCACUGGCUACGAGGCCGUGAAGGAGUCACUUCUGAGCAAAGGGGAUGAAUUCAUCGACCGACCUGACAUCCCAAUAUUCGUUGAGAUCCAGCACGGGAACGGCAUCUUCUUCUCUGAGAGGGAGCUGUGGAGAUCCACCCGCAGAUUCACGUUGUCGAACAUGCGGGAUCUUGGCAUGGGCACGAAGCAGAUGGAGGAGAAGAUUCUUGAAGAGCUGCAUUUCCUCAUUGAGGAGAUCAAGUCCUUCCAAGGCAAACCUUUCCCGCUGCAGCUACUUUCCACUGCUCCAACAAACAUCACCUUUUCCUUAUUGUUUGGAAGCAGGUUUGACUAUGCCGACCCAACUUUUCAGACAUUACUGAAAGCCAUCGAAGAGGUGAUGUCCCUUCUGGGAUCCUUCUUCUUACACGUAUUUAAUGUCUACCCAUUCCUGGGAUUUCUUUUCAAACCCCACAAGAUGAUCUUGAGAAAAAUUGAUGAAACCUGCAUUGUUCUGAAGAAUUGUAUCCAGAGCAAGAGGCCAAAUAUCAACGAGAACAACUUAAACAGCUACAUCGAUGCACUGCUGUUCAAGCAACAAGAAGAAAAAAGAAGCAGCACCCAGAACAUCUUUCAUGACGACAACAUCCUGGCAUCCGUGCUUGACCUUGUCAUGGCCGGGACGGAGACGACGGCCACCACACUUCAGUGGGCCAUUCUCCUGAUGAUGAAGUACCCCGACAUUCAACGCAAAGUGCAGGAGGAAAUCCAGGGAGUCCUUGGCUCGGAGCGCCUCCCCACCGCGGAGGACAGGAGGCGCAUGCCCUUCGCCAAUGCGGUCGCCCACGAGGUGCAGCGGUUCGCCUCCAUCGUCCUCCAGUUCCCGCGCCGCACCGCUGUGGAUACGCACUUCCGUGGCUACUUCAUUCCCAAGGGGACCACGGUGAUCCCUUCCCUCACCUCCGUGAUGUUCGACAAGACGCAGUGGGAGACCCCCCACCAGUUCAACCCUGGCCACUUUCUGGACUCCGCAGGAAACUUUGUGAAGAGAGACGCGUUCCUGCCUUUUUCAACAGGUCCUCUGAAAACAUCUGGGGACCUACCACAUCUGGGUACUUCCCUCUUACUCAGGGAACGAUCUUUGCUCAUGUUUCUCUGCAAAGGGCUGCGUAGAGUCACCGAGGCUCCGAACCGAGGGUCGCACCCCGCUUUUCCGGUGCGUGUUCGGCACACGGGGGGCUGCCGUUCCCUUAGCUCAGGCUCAUGGCUCACUUGUGUGUGCUUGGCUGCCAGGAGGCCGGCCCGGGGGGAGCCUGGCAGAGAGAGCUCGCUCCCCAUCCCCUGCCCCCUGAUACUCGCAAGCGGAGAUGCUGUGGGGUGGACUCUCUGGACUGCAGGAGGAGAGGACGCUCCCAGCUGGGCCCUGUGAUCUGGCCUGGCAAAGCUGCAUUCACUGCUUGAAUCUUGCACUGGGGUUGCACUGAACAAAGAUGAUUAUGGAACGGAUUAUUUUGCUUUCUUAAAAGAGGCGCAUGCUUUUAUCUGUG
This is a messenger RNA of Varanus komodoensis (Komodo dragon), 1855 nucleotides long. RefSeq names its product cytochrome P450 2W1-like. The coding region runs from base 70 to 1737 and encodes 555 amino acids. Gene Ontology annotation, molecular function: heme binding; iron ion binding; oxidoreductase activity, acting on paired donors, with incorporation or reduction of molecular oxygen, reduced flavin or flavoprotein as one donor, and incorporation of one atom of oxygen. Gene Ontology annotation, cellular component: intracellular membrane-bounded organelle; cytoplasm. The transcript is spliced from 9 exons. The record is from RefSeq and is a predicted model, not a curated record. Gene Ontology annotation, biological process: xenobiotic metabolic process. Lineage: Eukaryota; Metazoa; Chordata; Lepidosauria; Squamata; Varanidae.